This is a messenger RNA of Colletotrichum abscissum, 366 nucleotides long. RefSeq lists its product as uncharacterized. Bases 1 to 366 code for a protein of 121 amino acids. NCBI's taxonomy places the organism in Eukaryota, Fungi, Ascomycota, Sordariomycetes, Glomerellales, Glomerellaceae. The record is from RefSeq and is a predicted model, not a curated record. The transcript is spliced from 2 exons.
AUGGCAAUGGAGAAGAUUCUCAACAAGCUUGCCGCACCAGUUUGCCGGGACCAGAACAUGGUCGCAUGUGAACCAAACCUCGCUGAAUACCAGAGAGAGCUUGACUAUGCCCUCAUAGAGGCUGCCAAAGCGGACGCUCAUUCAUCUGAAGUGAUGAAGUUCCUUCUCGAAGCUGGUGCGGAUAUUGACAGUGAGACGAAUUCCCACAUCGUCGCACAAGCUUGGUACAAUGCUCUUGACGAAGAAGUCCCGAGUCUUUUCAGAUCAAAAGUGGAAUUCCUCAUUCGACAUGGCGUCGAUCUUUAUCCUGAAAACACUUCAUCGUUCCUGCCGGUACGCGACCGAUGGAAGCUCGUCUAUACCUAA